Messenger RNA from Solea senegalensis (Senegalese sole), 2241 nucleotides. RefSeq names its product phosphopantothenoylcysteine decarboxylase (gene ppcdc). The coding region runs from base 149 to 769 and encodes 206 amino acids. Gene Ontology annotation, biological process: coenzyme A biosynthetic process. The transcript has 5 exons. The record is from RefSeq and is a predicted model, not a curated record. Gene Ontology annotation, cellular component: phosphopantothenoylcysteine decarboxylase complex. Lineage: Eukaryota; Metazoa; Chordata; Actinopteri; Pleuronectiformes; Soleidae. Gene Ontology annotation, molecular function: phosphopantothenoylcysteine decarboxylase activity; FMN binding.
UCGUCCAUGAGACAGUCUAACGUUCUUCUUCUUCUCCGAUUGGUUUGCUCUUAUUGUUUACGGAAGUCUUGAAGAUUUGUUUGAUUGUUUGAAGGAAGCAGUGGGUAGUGGAGUGAAUGGACUUGUCUGGACUCUUAUUAAUGCUAACAUGGAGACAGAAGACAUUGUUUCUUGUUCUAAUACAGAUUUGUUGAAAUCUUGCGGGACAUUUCGUGUCCUUGUCGGCGUAACCGGAAGCGUGGCAGCCUUGAAAUUACCUCUUUUGGUCACUCAGCUUCUUCAGCUUCCUGGGGUGGAUGUACGAGUGGUCACUACAGAGCAUGCCAAGCACUUCUACAAUCCUGCAGAGGUUUCAGUAAAGAUCUACAGUGACAAGGAUGAGUGGGAGCUGUGGACGCAGAGGUCUGACCCCGUGCUACACAUUGAACUAAGACGCUGGGCAGACUUACUCGUCAUUGCCCCUCUGGACGCCAACACUCUUGGAAAGAUUACUAAUGGCAUUUGUGAUAAUUUGCUUACAUGUGUGGUAAGAGCCUGGGAUAUCAGUCGACCUCUCCUCUUCUGCCCAGCAAUGAAUACAGCCAUGUGGCAGCAUCCCAUUACAGCCCAGCAGGUAUCCAGGCUGAAAGAGUAUGGAUAUGUGGAAAUCCCCUGCAUAUCUAAGAAGCUAGUGUGUGGAGAUGAAGGUAAAGGUGCCAUGGCAGAAGUAUCAUCCAUUGUCAGCAUUGUCAAACAGUAUCUUCUUAAAACAGAUGAGUCACCUCAGUAACCAUGAACGUCAACUGGCAACUGGCUUGUUUUUAAAAGGCUGUUGUACUUGAUUAAUUCUCAUGUUGGGAUUGUGUUGGGUGUAUACAGAUUGUCAUUAAUUGGCCUCUCUUUUGUGGGUUUCGUUGCACGUAUCAAGGCAGGACAGCACGCACCUUUACCCCUUUGUAUUUGGUAUUUUAUGACCUCAUGGAAUUUCCACGUAUGGUGUGGAAGUACACCCUCUUUAGCCUCAUGAGACACUGUUUAGUGCUCAAAGUCUGAUGGGAGCUGCUUUUAUAUGUGUCACCUUGCCAUACGUCUUGCUAAAGCCAGAGUGUCAAUUCAAAGAAUUCUGAUUAGUCACCCCAAACACCACCUCUACCAAAGUUCACAAACGGGAUCCCACAGUUUGAAACGAAAGUUGAUCUAGAAAUUGCUUCUUUUUUUUGCGUCCUUCGUGACUUUGUGUGCACAAACAGAUUUUGCUCAUCUGAAUAUAUAUACAGUAUAUAUAUAUGUAUGUAUGUGUGUGUAUAUAUGUAUAUACAGUAUAUACAUAUACAUAUGUGUAUAUAUACUUUGAUAUUUUAUCUAUGACUGUAGCUGAACAAACAAUACUGUUACAGUUAUGAUAUUGUUAUGAUAUUGUCACGCCUAGUGGAAAAAUGUGAGUGUAAUCCCAGAGUUGUGAACACUGCCAAAUUUGGAUCAAAAGACUGCUAUCAAAGUUUCAACCAUGUUUUGUUUUUAUUUUUUUUGCCUGUAAUUGUUUGUUUUCUUGCCACCAAAAUUCAGGUAGAACACUUUUUUGGAUUUCAUCUUGCCAAAUGCCACAUCAGCAUUAUCGGUCAUACUUCAUGACAUUUCGGCGUCCUGUAACAACAGAAAGCAAAGUUAAAUUAGUAGUUGCUCACUAUGCAAUUAACCAACGUCUGCUUAUUAAGUCAUCAUUUUUCUUUCUCAUUAGAGUCGGUAGUUAGCUGUCAUGUCGUCUGUGGGGUUAAUUAUGAGACAGUGUCACUGUGGCGUGACAGUUUGGCAAACAGUUGUUACUGCGGUGAAACUCGUUCGUUAAGAAACGGUUGUUUCUGAGUCAGUGAACAUUUUUGCUACUAGUGGCAUUUAAACAAACAUACUGUCACAUAUAUUUAUAUAUUUAAAAACAGAGAAUAAGUAGAUUUUUUUCCUUUUUUUCCCUUUUUGCCAUGACUGAGGUGAAAGGUGAAAUGUGACGAAACCCAUGAUUCACAUUAAGGUUAUAGAUGUUUAUCUUUGUGAAAACCCUCAGUCUCAUAUGAGAGACAUACUCUGGAUUGUGUCAAGAGAAUGUUGAACCUAACCAGUAAAUGAUGUGUUUAUACUUUGUUACUGAGAGAGAGAAAAAAAGGAGCAUCAUAUUGAAGGUAUGUUGGACAAGUAGCAUAAACGCUGUACUCUAAGAGCUCAACUUGUUAGUUGACCAAAUAAAGUUGACAAGUUUGCAAAUCUUGA